AGGCGCAAAGGAAGGAAAAAACCGCGCACGCUUUAUAGAAAUAUCAUCAGCACUGAACACUGGAUUUUUUUUUUUUUUUAUCAUACUCAGGACCUCCGUUGAUGGGCACAUUUGUAACGUGGCCAGGAAGAUGUCUUAUAUUAUCCCGAUGUAAACUAUGAAAGACAAAAACUGACUGGAAAGCUAUGAAGCUCUAAAGAACCAGCAGCUGGUUUAGACUAUAUCUUCACGAUGGUCCUGUUUCUGGUGGCAAUGCAUCUUUUAUCAAACAGUUCCUCACAUGCAAACUGGACCGCAGAGCCUCCUGCUCCACAGGCAUCCCACAUCCUACCAGCUGCUCUUGUCAUUUCUCUUCUUCUCAUCAUCUUCAUCCUCUUGACAGUCUACCUGCUCAGGUUCAGACAUCAAAGGAAGGAUCUUGUCACUUCAGUUGACAAAAAGCUACCCAAUGGAUUUCUGGAGGACCAAGAACAAACCAUGGUGCUCCUCCCCAGAUCUCCCUCUCCAUCUAAGCACUACUUUCCUAUACCGCUGGACUCCCUGGAGGAAGAGUACCGCCUGCGCAUGGCAGAUGAUGGCAAGCUGUUCAGAGAGGAAUUUAAUUCUUUGCCUUGCGGUUACGGCCGUGGCACAUUCGAGGAAGCGAGCAGAGAAGAAAACCGAGAAAAGAACAGAUAUCCAAACAUUCUUCCCUACGAUCACUCCAGAGUGUUGCUUUCACACACAGACGCCCAUUUGUGUUCAGACUACAUUAAUGCCUCGUACAUAGAUGGUUACAAAGAAAAGAACAAAUUCAUUGCCACUCAAGGUCCAAAACCAGAGACAGUGGCUGAUUUCUGGAGAAUGGUUUGGGAGCACAAAUCUGCCACCAUAGUCAUGUUGACUAACGUACGGGAGAGAAAAGAGGAAAAAUGCUUUCAGUAUUGGCCAGAGCAGGGCUGCUGGCUGUACGGAUGUGUGAGGGUGUCUGUGGAGGAUGUAACAGUGCUGGUAGACUACACUAUCAGAAAGUUCUGUGUGCAAUAUCAAUCUCCAGAAGGCAGCAGGUCACUGAGGUUGGUCACUCAGCUCCACUUCACUAGCUGGCCUGAUUUUGGUGUGCCACUCUCCCCAAUCGGUAUGCUCAAGUUUCUUAAGAAAGUUAAGAGUGUUAACCCAGCGCAUGCCGGACCCAUCAUAGUUCACUGCAGUGCUGGGGUUGGAAGGACUGGGACGUUCAUUGUGAUUGACGCCAUGAUGAACAUGAUGCAUUCCGAAGGCAGAGUGGAUGUCUUUAACUUUGUAUCCCGAAUACGAAACCAGCGCUGCCAGCUUGUACAGACGGACAUGCAGUACUCCUUUAUAUAUCAAGCUUUGCUGGAGCAUUAUCUGUAUGGUGACACCGAGUUGGAUGUUUCCUCACUGGAGGGACACCUGCACAGACUCCACAGUACUCACAUUCACAUGGACAGAGUCGGGCUUGAAGAGGAAUUCAGAAAACUGACCAAUGUUCGUAUCAUGAAGGAAAACAUGAGGACUGGGAAUCUUUCGGCCAACAUGAGGAAGAACAGAGUACUUCAGAUUAUUCCUUAUGAUUUCAACAGGGUCAUAUUGUCUGUGAAAAGAGGUCAAGAAUUCACCGAUUACAUCAAUGCAUCUUUUAUAGAUGGUUACAGGCAAAAGGAUUACUUCAUAGCUACCCAGGGCCCGUUAGGACACACUGUGCAGGACUUCUGGCGCAUGGUGUGGGAAUGGAAGUGUCAUUCUAUUGUCAUGCUUACCGAGCUAAAGGAGAGAGAACAGGAGAAAUGUGUGCGUUAUUGGCCUGCAGACUGCAACAUUUCAUUCGGGGAUUACAAUGUGGAGUUGAAAAGGGAAACCCUUUACGAGACGUUUAGCCUCAGAGAUUUGCUGCUGACAUUUGCACAGGAGAAGCAGCCUCGUCUGGUCAGACAUUUUCACUUCCAUGGCUGGCCAGAGAUUGGAAUCCCAUCAGACGGAAAAGGAAUGAUUGAUCUGAUUGCUGCUGUGCAGAAACAACAACAGCAAUCUGGCAACCACCCCAUAGUGGUGCACUGCAGUGCUGGUGCAGGACGGACUGGAACAUUCAUCGCCCUCAGUAACAUUUUGGAACGGGUUAAAGCUGAGGGCUUACUGGACGUGUUCCAGACUGUGAAGAGUUUACGCACUCAGAGACCACACAUGGUUCAAACUGUGGAACAGUACGACUUCUGCUACAAAGUGGUACAAGAUUUUGUAGAUAUCUUCUCAGACUAUGCUAAUUUCAAAUAAUGACCUUUCCUUUCAUCACUUAUGAAAAAAAAAGCAUUCACGUUUGUUCUGUUUUUAAUUAUGAGAAACUCUUGCUAUUUGUUCUUAAUACUCUAUGCACUUGAUCUUUAACUUUGUCUUGUUAAACAUUGAAAUAAUUGCAGUUAAUUUUUUUUUUUUGUACAUACAAGUCCUCGAUUGAUUAACCUCAUGAAGAGGAUUCGAAUCAUUUGUGUUUAGACUGUAGUCUCUUUGGACUUUGUUAAAUAAUGAAAUUAUUUGAAUUAUA
Molecule: messenger RNA, 2539 nt
Organism: Tachysurus vachellii
Lineage: Eukaryota; Metazoa; Chordata; Actinopteri; Siluriformes; Bagridae
Gene: ptpreb
Product: protein tyrosine phosphatase receptor type Eb
Exons: 21
Coding region: 232-2271 (679 amino acids)
Biological process (GO): protein dephosphorylation
Molecular function (GO): protein tyrosine phosphatase activity
Source: RefSeq, a predicted model, not a curated record